Messenger RNA from Thlaspi arvense, 2199 nucleotides. The record is from the annotation of a GenBank genome assembly. Lineage: Eukaryota; Viridiplantae; Streptophyta; Magnoliopsida; Brassicales; Brassicaceae.
AUGUACGAAGCUUCCAUGGAUGCAAUCCAAUGCAGCUCCAGCUUCCUCCACCGCAACAAGCUCAACAUUCUCUUCUCCAACCACACCUUCCCUAAAAUCCGCGCGCCCAAUCCCAGGCGCCUCUCUCGACCAGCUGCGCAGCCACUGUCGCUUUCCGCCAAGGACAGAAGAAGCAGCGAAGCUGAGAAUGUCGUCGUAGUGGAGAAACCUACCCAAUCAGAGAGAUUUCUUGUCUCCGGUGGACUCCCUUCCCCAUUCGGCGCCACCGUCAGAGACGACGGCGUCAAUUUCUCAGUGUACUCUGCAAACUCCGUCUCCGCCACCAUCUGCUUGAUUUCUCUCUCCGAUCUUCGUCAGAACAAAGUGACGGAGGAGAUUCAGCUCGAUCCAUCAACGAAUAGAACCGGCCAUGUGUGGCAUGUGUUCUUGGAAGGGAAUUUCAAAGAUAUGUUGUAUGGUUACAGAUUUGAUGGAAAGUUUUCUCCUGAAGAAGGUCACUAUUAUGACUCCUCCAAUAUUCUAUUGGAUCCUUACGCAAAGGCAAUUAUAAGCAGAGAUGAGUUUGGAGUUUUGGGGGCUGAGGAAAAUUGUUGGUCUCAAAUGGCGUGUAUGGUGCCCACUCUUGAUGAAGAGUUUGAUUGGGAGGGGGAUAUGCCUCUGAAGCUUUCACAGAAGGAUUUUGUCAUAUAUGAAAUGCAUGUGCGAGGUUUCACAAGGCAUGAGUCUAGCGAAAUUAGAUUCCCAGGCACGUACCAGGGUGUUGCGGAGAAGCUUGACCAUUUGCAGGAGCUUGGGAUAAAUUGUAUAGAACUAAUGCCUUGUCACGAGUUUAAUGAGCUGGAGUAUUACAGCUACAAUACGAUAAUGGGAGACCAUAGGGUAAAUUUCUGGGGUUACUCUACCAUUGGAUUCUUCUCGCCCAUGGUCAGAUACUCAUCGGGAAGCUCUCACAACUUUGCUGGAAGAGCCAUAAAUGAGUUCAAAAUUCUUGUUAAAGAGGCACAUAAACGAGGAAUUGAGGUUAUCAUGGAUGUCGUUUUGAACCACACGGCCGAAGGCAAUGAAAAAGGACCCAUUUUCUCAUUUAGAGGAGUUGAUAACAGUGUCUAUUACAUGCUUGCUCCAAAGGGUGAGUUCUAUAACUAUUCAGGCUGUGGUAAUACAUUCAACUGCAAUCAUCCUGUGGUGCGUCAAUUCAUAGUGGAUUGCCUGAGAUAUUGGGUAACAGAAAUGCAUGUGGACGGCUUCCGCUUCGAUCUUGGUUCAAUCAUGUCAAGGAGCAGCAGCCUUUGGGAUGCAGCCAAUGUUUAUGGGGCUGAUGUAGAAGGUGACUUGCUGACAACUGGUACCCCUGUUAGUUGCCCUCCAGUAAUUGACAUGAUAAGUAAUGAUCCAAUACUCCGUGGUGUUAAGCUAAUAGCUGAAGCAUGGGAUGCGGGUGGGCUAUACCAAGUUGGCAUGUUUCCACACUGGGGUAUUUGGUCUGAGUGGAAUGGAAAGAUAUUUAACGGAUAUGGAAAGUUCCGGGAUGUUGUGAGACACUUCAUAAAAGGCACCGAUGGCUUUUCCGGUGCUUUUGCUGAAUGUCUAUGUGGAAGCCCAAAUUUGUACCAGGGAGGUAGGAAACCUUGGAACAGCAUCAAUUUUGUAUGUGCGCAUGAUGGUUUUACUCUGGCGGAUUUAGUAACUUAUAACAAUAAGAAUAACUUGGCAAAUGGAGAAGAGAACAAUGAUGGAGAGAAUCACAAUUGCAGCUGGAACUGUGGAGAGGAGGGAGACUUUGCGAGUAUCUCCGUAAAGAGAUUAAGGAAACGACAGAUGCGAAAUUUCUUUGUUUCCCUCAUGGUUGCCCAGGGUGUCCCGAUGAUCUACAUGGGAGAUGAAUAUGGCCAUACAAAAGGGGGAAACAACAACACCUAUUGCCAUGACAACUAUGUGGAUUCAGUGAAGAGAGAAAUCUAUGUGGCCUUCAACACGAGUCACUUGGGGACACUUGUGUCACUGCCCGACCGGCCUGGAUACCGAUGGGAACCGUUCGUAGACACGAGCAAACCGAGCCCUUUCGACUGCAUAACACCGGAUCUCCCUGAGAGAGAAACAGCGAUGAAGCAAUAUCGGCACUUUUUAGAUGCAAAUUUGUACCCAAUGCUCAGUUACUCUUCCAUCAUCCUUCUUCUUUCACCAAUUGAUGAUAGCUGA